Molecule: messenger RNA, 1293 nt
Organism: Microthlaspi erraticum
Lineage: Eukaryota; Viridiplantae; Streptophyta; Magnoliopsida; Brassicales; Brassicaceae
Source: the annotation of a GenBank genome assembly
AUGGCAUCCAUGAGUUUCGCUUUGACUCGCUUCUCCGGACUCGCUUCUAAAACCAGCUUAUCAGCUGACUUCGAUCCCACCCCUCGCCGGAAUAAUUUUCUACCGCCGACGACUAGAGUUGGUCUUAAGAUCUCUGCCGCCGCCGCCGAGACGGAGCCUGAUCUCAGUGUCACCGUAAAUGGCCUGAAAAUGCCGAAUCCUUUCGUGAUCGGGUCGGGUCCACCCGGUACCAACUACACCGUCAUGAAGAGAGCCUUCGAUGAAGGCUGGGGUGGCGUCAUCGCCAAAACCGUGUCACUAGAUGCAUCAAAAGUUAUCAACGUAACGCCUCGAUACGCUCGGCUACGUGCCGGAUCCAACGGAGCAGCCAAAAAGGAUGUAAUUGGGUGGCAGAACAUAGAGCUCAUCAGUGACAGACCUCUCGAAACCAUGCUCAAAGAGUUUAAGCAACUGAAAAAAGAGUACCCUGAUCGGAUCCUCAUCGCUUCCAUCAUGGAGGAAUACAACCAAACCGCUUGGGAAGAGCUCAUCGACCGUGUUGAGCAAACCGGUGUUGAUGCAUUGGAAAUCAACUUCUCGUGUCCUCAUGGUAUGCCAGAGCGAAGAAUGGGAGCCGCUGUUGGACAAGACUGUAAGCUUCUGGACGAGGUUUGCGGAUGGAUUAACGCUAAAGCGACAGUUCCGGUUUGGGCGAAGAUGACUCCUAACAUUACUGACAUAACAGAGCCAGCUAGGGUUUCUCUAAAAUCAGGAUGUGAAGGAGUCUCAGCCAUCAACACAAUCAUGAGUGUAAUGGGAAUCGAUCUGAAGACGCUGCAUCCUGAGCCAUGCGUUGAAGGUUACUCGACUCCAGGAGGCUACUCUUACAAGGCUGUUAGGCCAAUUGCGCUUGCGAAAGUUAUGAACAUUGCCCAAAUGAUAAAAUCUGAGUUCAGUGAUAAAGAUUACUCGCUCUCGGGUAUUGGAGGUGUUGAAACUGGAUAUGAUGCUGCUGAAUUCAUUCUCCUCGGAUCUAAUACUGUUCAGGUAUGCACCGGUGUGAUGGUGCACGGCUAUGGUCAUGUGAAAACUCUAUGCGCCGAGCUUCAAGAUUUCAUGAAACAGCAUAACUUCUCGACGAUAGAAGACUUCAGAGGGCACUCGCUUCAAUACUUUACAACACACACGGAUUUGGUCAAGAGACAGAAGGAAGCGAUUGAGCAGAGAAAAGCAGAGAGGAAAGGCUUGAAAUCUGAUAAAGAUUGGACCGGAGAUGGGUUCGUAAAGGAGACUGAGAGUAUGGUUUCUAACUAA